Molecule: messenger RNA, 372 nt
Organism: Histoplasma mississippiense
Lineage: Eukaryota; Fungi; Ascomycota; Eurotiomycetes; Onygenales; Ajellomycetaceae
Exons: 1
Coding region: 1-372 (123 amino acids)
Source: RefSeq, a predicted model, not a curated record
AUGUCCCCGGCCGAGCAAUUCACGGCUUCACUUGGGCCCUUUAUCUUGGAGGCUGAUGGCCAGAACUGGAUGCGCAUCCUCCACGUAAGCGAUAUCUUCCCCGUUAUCAUUAGCCGCGUUGGUAGAACGGCCGAAGGUCCUGGCCUGGAACAGUGCAGAAACCCCAUCCAUCCGAGCACAGACAACAUAUCUGAUGCGGCUGUUUAUCUUUUGACGUUUGCAGGCUAUAACUUGGAGCAAACGGAAGAUGAAUGCGUGAGAUUGUAUGGAGACGGAGAUGAAGAGAAGGAAAACAGCAUCCGUAAUGGCUGGUCCAUACAAAUGAAUUGCUCUGCGCAUGUCCCAUGUUAUCGGCGGGCUGCGGGGAGUUGA